Molecule: messenger RNA, 1181 nt
Organism: Arabidopsis lyrata subsp. lyrata
Lineage: Eukaryota; Viridiplantae; Streptophyta; Magnoliopsida; Brassicales; Brassicaceae
Product: gamma carbonic anhydrase 2, mitochondrial
Exons: 5
Coding region: 122-967 (281 amino acids)
Source: RefSeq, a predicted model, not a curated record
UAAAAAAAAAAAAAAUCCUUCCAUCCAAACGCCUCCCAUAAACCUCUCUCGACACCAAAAAAGCAAGCCUUGUCAUUUUCACACAAUCGUCUCUUUGGUUAAUCAUCGGAGAAUCACAAAAAUGGGAACCCUAGGACGAGCAAUUUACACUGUGGGUAACUGGAUUCGUGGAACUGGUCAAGCUCUUGAUCGCGUUGGUUCUCUUCUUCAAGGAAGCCACCGCAUCGAGGAACAUCUGUCGAGGCAUCGGACGUUGAUGAAUGUGUUUGAUAAAUCUCCAUUGGUUGAUAAAGAUGUGUUUGUUGCUCCGAGUGCUUCUGUUAUUGGUGAUGUUCAGAUCGGAAAAGGCUCCUCCAUUUGGUAUGGUUGUGUUCUUCGAGGUGAUGUGAAUAACAUUAGUGUUGGAUCCGGGACGAAUAUCCAAGACAAUACGCUUGUACAUGUUGCGAAAACCAACAUAAGUGGCAAGGUUCUACCUACACUAAUUGGGGACAAUGUAACAGUAGGUCAUAGUGCUGUCAUUCAUGGGUGUACUGUUGAGGAUGAGGCUUUUGUUGGCAUGGGAGCUACACUACUUGAUGGUGUUGUGGUUGAGAAACAUGCCAUGGUUGCUGCUGGUUCCCUUGUGAAACAGAACACGCGAAUCCCUUCUGGAGAGGUUUCUUUCUUUUCACCUUUUUCUUUUGUGGUUUACUGCUUACUGAGUUUGCACACUAUCUCCGUAUACAUCUCACAGUCAGCAAAGAACUACAUCAAUCUCGCACAGAUUCACGCCUCAGAGAAUUCAAAGUCAUUUGAUCAGAUUGAGGUUGAGAGAGCGCUCAGGAAGAAGUAUGCACGCAAGGACGAGGAUUACGAUUCAAUGCUUGGAAUUACCCGUGAAACCCCACCCGAGUUGAUUCUUCCCGACAAUGUCUUACCAGGUGGUAAACCCGUCGCCAAGGUUCCGAGUACUCAGUACUUCUAAUUCCAGUAUCAGGUUGUUUUUAUGUGUUGAAAUCAUUUCAAGACAGGAUUGAUUCUCUGGAAGGUCAAGAGAGAUAUUAUUUUGGUUUUCACUUUUCUUCCGAGCAAGCAGGAGAUUUAUCAUCCUUGCUCAAUAAUGUACCGUUGCAUUAUGAAGUCAUUUCUUCGAGGCACAAUUGCAGAAAGAGAAACAUAGUUGCAUUAAUCUUUCAUUC